Malus domestica (apple) is the source of this 378-nucleotide messenger RNA. The record is from RefSeq and is a predicted model, not a curated record. NCBI's taxonomy places the organism in Eukaryota, Viridiplantae, Streptophyta, Magnoliopsida, Rosales, Rosaceae.
AUGGACAUCAGCGUCGUGCCAGAAGGCAACGCGGUAACCGUCGCUGUGGAAACAUCGCAACUGGCGGUCCAGCUCUCGUCCACGGAUCGCGUGGCGAGGGCAGCAAUUUUGUGUUGCCCCAAUGUCUGGUUCUCUGCCCCUUCUGUCCAGAGUGACAUGAAGCUAUGGCCUGUCAAGGUCAUUCCAGGACCCGGUGACAAGUCUAUGAUUACUAUCACACACAAGGGCGAAGAAAAACAGUUCGCUGCUAAAGAAAUUUCCUCCAUGGUUCUCAUUAAGAUGCAUGAGAUCGCGAAGGCCUAUCUGGGUUCAUCUGUGAAGAAUGUCGUUGUUACUAUUCCGGCUUACUUCAAUGACUCUCAAAAGAAGACACAGUGA